Seriola aureovittata is the source of this 1783-nucleotide messenger RNA. Its product is annotated as hsp90 co-chaperone Cdc37. Gene Ontology annotation, biological process: protein stabilization; protein folding. Gene Ontology annotation, molecular function: heat shock protein binding; protein kinase binding; protein-folding chaperone binding. The record is from RefSeq and is a predicted model, not a curated record. Lineage: Eukaryota; Metazoa; Chordata; Actinopteri; Carangiformes; Carangidae. Bases 259 to 1389 code for a protein of 376 amino acids. Gene Ontology annotation, cellular component: cytoplasm. The transcript is spliced from 8 exons.
GGAAAUAUGCAGCAGCAAUCUUUCUAGAAGUCUGUAGCAGUCUGUCGCUAGCCCACGCUAGCUAGCUUUAUCUGAGUUAGUGUUGGCCAUACACAGCCAGCCGCUGCACUGAACAGAACUACAUAUUUCCGAAAAGAGCAGCCUUCUUUUGUUGUAUGCUUUUUGGAUUCAAAAUUCGGGUGAGCUUCGUUUAGCCCACGAACUUAGCCGAGUCAUAUUCCAAGCUAACGCUGUUUACGUUAGGUUCUUGCUGGCAUUAUGUCCAGAAUAGACUACAGCGUGUGGGACCACAUUGAGGUGUCAGACGAUGAAGAUGACACCCAUCCAAACAUCGACACACCCAGCCUCUUCAGAUGGAGACACCAGGCACGUGUGGAGCGGAUGGAAGAAUUUGAGAAAAAAGGUGAAGAAUUUAACAAGGCACUCACUGACUGCCGGCGUAAGCUAGCAGAGACACAAAAGAAAGUACAAGAGCUGACCAUUUCAGAAACAGAUGAUGCCAAAGCAGAGCUCAGCAAAGCCCAGACUGAGGAGAAGAAACUGAAAAAAGAGGAACGUGAGUGGGCGAAGAAGAUGGAUGACCACAACCGAGAAGAGAAGAAGAUGCCAUGGAACGUGGACACGCUCAGCAAGGAUGGUUUCAGCAAGAGCGUUGUUAAUGUCAAACCUGAAUCUAAUGAAGAGACUGAAGAAGAGAAAGAACAAAAGCAUAAAACCUUCGUGGAGAAAUAUGAGACGCAGAUCAAACAUUUCGGCAUGCUGCGACGUUGGGAUGACAGCCAGAAGUACCUGUCUGACAACCCUCAUCUUGUAUGUGAAGAGACUGCCAACUACCUGGUCAUCAUGUGCAUUGACCUUGAAGUCGAGGAGAAACAUGCAUUGAUGGAGCAAGUGGCUCAUCAGACCAUCGUCAUGCAGUUUAUUCUAGAGUUGGCUAAAAGCCUCAAGGUGGAUCCACGCGGGUGCUUUCGUCAAUUUUUCGCCAAGAUUAAGACAGCAGAUCAGCAAUACCAGGAAGCUUUCAAUGAUGAGCUGGAGUCAUUUAAGGAGCGGGUUCGCAGCAGGGCGAAGAUCCGCAUAGAAAAGGCCAUGAAGGAGUAUGAGGAAGAGGAACGACAAAAGCGUAUGGGACCAGGAGGGCUAGAUCCUGUUGAAGUGUACGAGUCCCUGCCAUUGGAGAUGCAGAAAUGCUUUGAUGAGAAGGACAUCCAAAUGUUACAAGAAGUUAUUAGCAAAAUGGACCCAACAGAGGCGAAGGCUCACAUGAAGAGGUGCAUAGACUCAGGGCUCUGGGUCCCCAACUCCAAGACAGACGAUGGGGAUACAAAAGAGGAAGAUGCUACCUAUGAGGAGGUGAAACAGGAGCAGGAAGAAACUAAGAAGGAAUGACCAAUGUUGAUCCUAUCAGUUGUUGCUUGUGCAAAUGUACUUACCCACUGUAUUGCAACUCCACUAUGUGUAUGACUAGUUUGCCAAUCAAGGAACAAUGAAAUAACUUGAUGAAAAUUUUUAGCUGAGACUUAAGGGAUUACUGUUCACUGAACUACACAACUAGAUUGCAUCAGUAUCUCCUGCUUGGAAAAUAAACGGCUGGUUGUGUUUAGGUCUUUUAUUUGUUUGGACAUCACAAAAGUUGUAUUCUUACAUUUCUUUGUAUUCACCUGUUUAUUUGUGUGGGUAUGUAGGUGUACACAUGCCUGCAUAUAAUUGUUUUGUUUUUCAUUUCAUUUACAAAUUUAAGAUGUGUCUGACUUUCAGGGCUUGAGUAAACAAUUAAUUGAGA